This is a messenger RNA of Glycine soja, 2475 nucleotides long. Its product is annotated as peptide chain release factor PrfB3, chloroplastic-like. The coding region runs from base 233 to 1495 and encodes 420 amino acids. The record is from RefSeq and is a predicted model, not a curated record. The transcript is spliced from 6 exons. Lineage: Eukaryota; Viridiplantae; Streptophyta; Magnoliopsida; Fabales; Fabaceae. Gene Ontology annotation, molecular function: translation release factor activity. Gene Ontology annotation, biological process: translational termination.
UAAGGUAAUAACAUACGAACAAAAGGUGUUCCAAUUUUGUUUUGGACACAAAACAAAACGGUAGAGUGAGCUUUGAAACAUAGCAGCAUUCACUUUUCACUAGAGAACAAACAAGGCCUUCUUCUCCACCUUUUCACAUUGUAUUGCAUCAUCACCAUCCAUUUCCAUUGUUAGCUCCUCUUAAUGGUUAUGGCAACUGUGGGAUCUGAACCUGCUUGUGCAAGAACGGUUCAUGAUGUUGCAUCUUCUUUCAGCUCUAAAUGGCAGCACUCUUCUACGGUUAAGAAGCAGCCACGUGCUCGAAUUCCUCAAUGUUCUCUCAGGAUUAGAGCUUGUAGUUCCAUGGCUAACAAAAAGGACAUCUACAACCAAGUGGGUCUGUUCCAAAAUGCUAUUUUUGUUGUGUUUAUUUUCUCUAAAAAGGAAAAUUGAAGAUGCAGUUCUUCGUGCUGAAAUGUUUGCAUCGACAGCCUUGGAAAUGGAAGAAGCAACGUGGAUUAAGCAGGAAGAAAUGGUACGUGAUUUUGAUAUGUGGGAUGAUCCAGCUAAGUCCAAUGACAUCCUUGUCAAGUUGGCAAACAGUGCCAAAGUGGUUGAUUCUCUAAAGGACUUGAAAUACAAGGUAGAGGAAGCAAAGCUGAUCAAUCAGUUGGCUGAGAUAAAUGCUAUUGAUUAUGGGCUUUAUAAACAAGCAUAUGAAACAUCAUUGGAUGUCAGCGAGAUUGUGGAUCAGUACGAGAUUUCUAAGCUUCUUAAAGGGCCUUUUGAUAUGGCAGGAGCAUGUUUGGUUAUAAAAGCUGGACCUAAGGGCAUGUAUCCAAAGCUCUGGGCAGAACAGAUCCUAAGCAUGUAUCUUAGAUGGGCCAAAAGACAAGGUUAUGAAGGAAGGAUUGUUGACAAGUGUCUGUACAAGAAUGGAGGAAUUAAUUCUGCGAUUAUAGAGUUUGAAUUUGAGUGUGCAUAUGGCUAUCUUUCAGGGGAAAAAGGAGUUCACUACUUGAUAAGAGGUUCUCCAAAUGAAUCUUCUCAGCUUGAGGCUAGCUCAGCAACUGUAGAUGUUAUUCCCAUGUUUCUUGAGAGUGCUUGUGAUCUUGAAAUUGAUUCUGAGGAUUUGAUUAUCUCAUCUCCCUUGAUUCAUGGGAAAAACAAGAGACAAACUGAUCAUACAGUUUGCAUUCAACAUAUACCUACUGGCAUAAGUGUCCAAUCCUAUGGUGAGAGAAGCCACUUUGCAAAUAAGAUGAAAGCACUAAACAGACUGAAAGCUAAACUUUUAGUGACAACAAAGGAACAAGGAGUUGCAAGUAUAAAAAGUAUACAGAAGGAAAACAUUGUCAAUUUAUGGCAAGAAGAAAUUCGGAGGUAUGUCUCUCAUCCGCACAAGUUAGUACAUGAUGUAAAGACAGGCGUUGAGGUGCCAGACCUAAAUUAUGUUCUGGAGGGGAAUAUUGGACCCCUUAUUGCAGCUCAUAUUAAUAGCAGAGUCAUGUCAUAAGGCCAGACUCCAUGUUCCUUAGGCCACCAUGUUCUCAUUUUGCAAUUGUUUAGCAAGAUAGACUUAGUAUUUUCACCUUUUCAAUCCUGCAAAAUUCUCAGGGCUUACUUCAAUCCCUUGAUUUCAUGAGCAAAAAAAAAACAAAAAAGAGUAUCAAUUCAUCAAUUUUUGCCUGUAUAGAUAGAUAUGUUGGUGAGUUGAAUGCCAACAGCAUUAUAUUCUAAACAUUUUUUUUAUUUGCUUUGGCAUCAAACUCUGCCAAUGUUUCUUCAUAGUCGAUCCCUAGCCCUGGUUAAGGAGGAGGGUUGUUUAGGCCCUCGGCAACCAACGUAAAACUCACAGUUAUACCUAUCAUGGAUCAUUCAUGAGAGAUUUUUGCAAAUGCUAGGCCGUUACCAAAAAGUAACAUGUUGUAUCACCUGAAUAUAGUGUCAAAUGAGCAAGGACUGCUACAUCGGUGCUCGGAUGUAGUGUGAAAUGAGCAAGGGUCCUCUAAUUUUUCUGGAUGAAUAUGGGCAAAGAAGUUCAGAUGAUCAGAUUUGCUACUUGGAAUAUUGGUAUUAUGACAGGUAAGUCUAUGGAAGGGGUGGCUUCGGAGAAGGAUUAACAUUAUGUGCCUACAAGAGACUAAAUGGGUUGUAGAAUAAGCGAAGGUGAUGGAUACCACUGGUUUUAAGCUAUAGUACACGAAGAGGAAAAAAUGAAGUAGGUACUAGGUAUUAUGGUGGACAAGGUUUGGAAAGAAAGCAUGGUGGAUGCAAAAACAAUAGGAGACAAAAUCUUAGCCAUAAAAUUAAUGAGAGCAUAGGAAAAGUUUUGGGAAGACGUAGAGGGGUUGGUUCAAGGCAUUCCACAAUAGAAGAGGAUUUUCUUAUGUGAGGAUCUAAAUGGACAUGUUGGUAGUCAGAAAAGGCAUUUUACAAAUGCACAUGGUUUUGGAGAUCUAAAUGAGAAAGGAUAGACUAUUUUUUACUUCUCCA